Molecule: messenger RNA, 967 nt
Organism: Cannabis sativa
Lineage: Eukaryota; Viridiplantae; Streptophyta; Magnoliopsida; Rosales; Cannabaceae
Product: calcium-binding protein PBP1
Exons: 2
Coding region: 251-724 (157 amino acids)
Molecular function (GO): calcium ion binding
Source: RefSeq, a predicted model, not a curated record
AAUAAAAUUAUUAAAGAAGAAAAAAAAAAAAAGAAAAUUUAAGCUGCCGCUGUAUAAAUAAAUAAGCCACAAAAUAUGUAUUGUAUAAUAUGAUCAAAUCUGAUGCAACUUCCCGGAAGGAGAGAGAUAAGCCCAUUCGUGAAAAUCACCCAACGAAAAGAGAAUAGAAGAAAGCCCAAAGAAGCUCGCAAUACUCGGAUAAUAUCUAACAAUUAUUAUUACUAUUGUAUCUUCUAUCUUUUUCUUGGCAAUGAAUAUUACUACUGCUGCUGCUGCUCAUGAUCAAUAUCAUCACCAAUUAGCAGCAAGCAUUGUUGAUUUCGAGGACUACUUUCCAUCGAUGAUCGGACGGUUGGGAGCGGAAGGAUUCAUUUGGGAGCUUUGCAACGGGUUUCGCCUGUUGAUGGACGUGGAAAAGGGGGUUAUCACUUUUGAGAGCUUGAAGAGGAACAGUUAUCUUCUUGGAUUGCAGGAGCUGAGAGAUGAUGAUCUGGUGUGCAUGUUAAUGGAAGGUGAUCUUGAUGGAGAUGGUGCUUUGAACCAGAUGGAGUUUUGCGUUCUCAUGUUUCGGUUAAGCCCAGGUUUAAUGGAUAACAACAUGAUCAGUACUACUAAUGCUACUACUGCUAAUAAUACUCCUACUAAUAAUAUUAUUAAUGGCAAACAGUGCUGGACUGAUGAUAAUUUAGAAUUUAAUCAUCUCAUGAAUAAUGUAUUAAUAUAGUCAGUUAUGUAUUGAUGAUAUUAAUUAUUCUCUUGUCAUCUUCGUCAUCAUUUCUAGCUUCUUACAAAAUAAGUAGUAUAUUGUAACCUUACUUCAUCAAUAGUACGGUCCGCGUAUAAAGGUAUACUACACUAUGGUAGAUUGUUUAAUUAAUUUUUGAUGAUAAUCCAUUUUAAUCUUUCUGUAAUGUAAUAACGUUCAUUCUCUUAUUAAGGAAUAGCAAUAAUUAUGCUAAUUAAUUAA